Messenger RNA from Chroicocephalus ridibundus (black-headed gull), 3465 nucleotides. It is a transcript of the gene NIPAL2, whose product is annotated as NIPA like domain containing 2. The transcript has 11 exons. Gene Ontology annotation, cellular component: membrane. The record is from RefSeq and is a predicted model, not a curated record. Gene Ontology annotation, molecular function: magnesium ion transmembrane transporter activity. Lineage: Eukaryota; Metazoa; Chordata; Aves; Charadriiformes; Laridae. Gene Ontology annotation, biological process: magnesium ion transport.
CGGGAAGUCAGAGAGAGAAAAAAAGGCACCUGAAUGCCCUGGGAAGGAGCAGAAAAACCUUCUGUCAAGAUCCCCUUCCUCUCCUGUGCUACAAACACCCCCAAGCUGAGGGUCUCCCGGUGCCCACCGGCAGCCGCAGCCCUCGGCUGCACACACCUGCGUGCGGAGUGCCCCACGCGAGCAGCCUUUCUCACACCAGGAAGCGAGUGCCACGUCCCUCUCCUGCUUGCCUCUCCUCACAGCCACCUGUACUCACUGGUGUGACAGUGCGUGGCAUGGCCAGUGGCUGGGGCCUCAGGGCAAGGACAUGGGCAUCCUCCCUGUUUUGGAGUGGGCAUCCUGGAAUGUAUCCUUUGGGGGGCCAGGCACCGGGAGCGGGCCCCUCUCUGGCCCUUGGUACAGCACACACAAGACUCAGCUCUUGGGAGUUUUACUUGCUGCUGCUUCAAAUUUUCUGAUUAGUGUCUCUCUGAAUAUACAGAAAUGCUCUCAUCUCCGACUGGCUUGCCGAAAAGAGCCGAAGCCCUACUACACGAGCAAGCUAUGGUGGUGUGGGAUUACUCUCCUGGGGCUUGGAGAGGUGGGCAAUUUCAUAGCCUACGGAUUUGCCCCCAUUGCCCUUGUCGCUCCACUGGGAUGUGUAUCUGUCAUAGGUAGUGCAUUUAUUUCUGUCUUAUUCCUAAAGAAGACCAUGAGGGCUGCCGAUAUAUUGGGAGGAACACUGACAGUAACAGGGACAUACUUGCUGGUGACAUUCGCUCCAAAUGUACCCCAAGAGCUCACAGCAAGACGAGUACAGAAUUACUUAGUGAGCUGGCCUUUUUUGGUAUAUUUGAUCUUAGAAAUUAUAACAUUCUGCAUUCUCCUCUAUUUUUACAAACAAAAGGCUGUGAAGCACAUCGUGGUUUUGUUAAUGAUGGUAGCACUACUGGCAUCGCUGACUGUCAUUGCUGUGAAGGCUGUGGCCAGCAUGAUAACACUCUCUGCAAAGGGGAAAAUGCAGCUAACUUAUCCAGUUUUCUAUAUCAUGAUUGUUUUAAUGGCAACUUCUUGUGCUUUCCAAGUCAAGUUCUUGAAUCAAGCAAUGCAUCUGUAUGAAGCGACAGCAGUUGUGCCCAUUAAUUUUGUGUUCUUCACCACCAGUGCCAUCAUUUCAGGGGUCAUAUUUUAUCAGGAAUUCCAAAGUGCGGCUUUGCUGAGCGUGUUCAUGUUUCUGUUCGGGUGUCUCCUAUCUUUCCUUGGUGUAUUUGUAAUUGCAAGAAAUAAGAGAGAGGAGCAUUUACAAAUUCCUUUUAUUGACUGUGGACUUAUUCCUGGAAAAAAAUUGACAGGCAAAAUACAACCAGAUUCUCGCAGUUCACGCUAUGGCACUUUGAAUAAUGAAGACGACUCGGUGAAAAGUCAAAGCUGAAAGAAGAAAGCACCUUACAUGCCAAUUAACAGGAGGAACAGCACUGGAACAAGGAUGAGCAGCACCUUUUUGUUGAACGUAUUCAAGUAUUAGUUGAACCCCUGUAUGUUGAUGAGUCAUAGCGUUAUUUAAUCCUACUUAAUUUAUCCCAUGGCUGUCCCAAAUGUGUUCUGAAGAUAAAGGAAGCCUUAAGAAAAACUAAAUAACCAUUAAAGAAAUGGAACAUUCUUCUAGUAUUAUUGCCUCUUGGGGAUAUUUUUAGAGUCUUAAUUGCCUUGAAAUGCAAAUAGGCACAGAACAGGUUUAUAAAAAUUCCUCUUUGAAGCCCCCCAGAUCUGUGUAGAUGCUUAAAGACAAAGGUUAGAAAUGAGGAGAAUUUUCAUAAAUAACUUCAAAGUAUUCUGCUAUAUGUAUAAAACUUAAAAAACCCUGAUCCUUCCUGUUCAAGAAUCAACACUGUGGGCAUAUAUACAGUAUACACAAACAUAUACACACAAAGUGUUUUAUAUUAUGUGUGGAGGGAAAAUCCUGACUACCUUCUGCCAUCAGACUAAUUCUCUUCUCUUCCAAGGAAAUAAAUACUUGUGUGAGGAGUGGGAAGGAAGAGAGCAGUUGCCACAAACACAGGCACGUGAGCGCACACACACACACACACACACACACAUUUGUGGUGCCCAGUGAAGGCAGCGCUAGGGAGCCACGCUUGAUAUUUUACAUCGUCCCAGGAGGUUCCUCUGCACUGGGCUGGGCUAUACUAGCUGUUAGUAUAACAUAGCCUGAGGUUUAGGCUCUGUUUUCAGGAAAACAAGGUUUUAGUUAAGAAAGUGCAAAGCUCUCCAGAGGGAAUGGGGUACCAGGCUCCCUCCCUUGGUGCGUCUUGGAAAAAUAUUCCUAAAAAAGAACAGUAGGGAAACUCCUGCCUCCUUCCUAAAUGCUGGUAAUCCUGGAUGAGGAAAGGUUGUAGAAAAACAGGAUCACAAAAAGUCACAGCAACAGUACAAUUUUUCGUUCAUUAGACAGUAGUGUCCCCCACUGAUUUGAAGAGCCAGCAGCAAUGGGAACCAUGGCAAUACGGGCUCUGUGUUCAGGUCUGGGAGGUCUCGCUGCCCCUCAGUCCCAGCCUCCCAGCAAGAAAGCUUCUUCUGGGAAUUCGCCGUGGGUCCAUUUACCGCUGCCUGGAUGCGCUGAUCCACCUCAGCCGACACAGUGGGGGUCAGACACCUCCUCUGCAGAAACAAGUGCAAGUGCUCUUGAAAAGUCUUUACAUCUUGGACAAGAUACUUCUUUUAGGUUUGAAUUAAUCCGCAGUAAUGGAUAGGGGCCAUAGGCUCUGUGUAUUCUGUUUCAGUGGCAUAUGAGGAAAUGACGUCUCAUUUUUUUCCUGAAAACUUGUUUAUUUCAUUUUAAAAUAGGUACAGCUGAAGAUCCAAAACACAAUUUCAUUUCAAACCCUACAAAGGGCACAAAGAGGUGCAGUUUUUCCUACGCAGCAAUGUCCUGGGAGCCAGGGUGCAGGGCUGGGGGUUGUGAAGUUGUUUUCCAGCGUGGAUCUUUUCCAGCUGGCACAGGACAAGACUCUGUGUCUGCACCUUACUUGUACCAGCUGCCUGGCCGUGGCCUUCCUUUCCCCUCUUACAGCUUGAGUUCAAGUUUCUAAAGCUUAAAAUAACAACAAAAAAAGCACAUUCUUUUUGUAUGCUUUCUCCAGGGAAUAAGGGCAUGCCUCUAACUCUCUUUUGCAAGGCAAAUUUAAGUCACUUUCGAAGUCUCAAGUGAGAGCGUGUGUUAAAGAUGGAAAUAGGAGGCCAACAGUUUUUCAUUCUGUGGCCCCAGAAACAAAUGUGUGAAAGGAUUUGGUUUUGUUUCUUUUUUAAAUGAUUGGCCUUGAGCAUCUUUCUGAAAUCUGUUUCCAAGAUUCAGGAGGGCUGGAGGAGAUAAUAAGGGUUACCAGGUAUAGGAUUUUCUCUUUAAAGCAGGAAAUAAAAUGUAAAUAUCUGUGGCAAAAGUUAUUACUUAUUUUAAACUACUGUAUUUCUUCUUGAACAACGCUUCUU